GAGACAGAAUAAUAACACAAAGCUAGCUGCGAUGGAAGUAGUUCCAAUGCGCCACAUGAAGGGAGGAUCAGGAGACACAAGUUAUGCCACGAAUUCGUUGCUUCAGAGAGAAGCGAUUAACAAGAUGAAGACCGUCAUAGAGGAAGCCAUAACAAAUCUCUGCAAAACCAAUUACCCAACAACACUAGCCAUAGCUGAUUUGGGAUGUUCAUCUGGACCUAAUUCUCUAUACUUGGUCUCUCAAAUCAUCCAAGUAGUUGAGAGAAUUUCGGAACACGAAUCGCCAGAAUAUCAAGUGUUCUUGAAUGAUCUUCCUACCAAUGACUUCAACACUAUUUUCAAGUUCUUGCCUAGCUUUCAACAAGAGAUGAAGAAACUAAUGGGUAUUGGACCCUGCCUUGUUAGUGCAGUUCCUGGCUCUUUCUAUGGCCGGCUUUUCCCCAAAAAUAGUUUGCAUUUUGUCCAUUCUUCUUCUAGCAUUCACUGGCUCUCUCAGGUUCCAGAUAGGCUAGAGAGGGCUGAUAGCAGUCUGACAAGUGUGUACAAAGCUUACUACGAUCAGUUUCAAAAGGAUUUCUGUUCAUUUUUGAAGGGUCGUUCAGAGGAAUUGGUCGCGGGAGGGCGUAUGGUUUUGACAUUCUUGGGAAGAAAUAAUGAAGAUCCUUUUAAACGUGAGAGUACCUAUGCUUUGGAGCUCCUUGCUCUUGCUCUCAGUCAAUUAGUCUCUGAGGGAUUCAUAGAAGAGGAGAAAGUCAAGUCAUUCAAUUUUCCAAUGUAUGCAGCAUCCCCUACUGAGGUGAAAUUAGAGAUUGAAAAAGAAGGAUCAUUCAGGAUUAAUCGUCUGGAGCUCACUGAAAUUGAUUGGAAUGCUAGUAAACAAGAAUCCGACCAAGUAGAUGAUGAUGAUGCAGUUAAAAGCAGUGGAUAUAGCAUGGCAAAGUGCGUCAGAGCUGGUAUUGAACCAUUUCUUGUGGGUCACUUUGGUCAAGAGAUCAUGGACGAGUUGUUUAGCCGCUACAGGGAGAUUAUUACUGCUCACAUGUCUAAGGAGAAGAAGCCUACGUUAGACUAUCUUAUUCUUUCCCUCACUAAGAAGGAUUGAUUGCUGGACACAAAAUAUAAUACACGUAUAUCAUCGAUCGAUCCAUAGGUCUUUCAUUUCAAGUGUUCUGUUGGGAAUGUAGUCUGGCCUAAAUUUGUUUAUCAUUGUGACUCAUUUUGUCAUUUUUUAAAUUCAGGUACAUCUCGUUAUUGUCCAGUGUUA
This is a messenger RNA of Tripterygium wilfordii, 1264 nucleotides long. Its product is annotated as S-adenosyl-L-methionine:benzoic acid/salicylic acid carboxyl methyltransferase 3-like. The transcript is spliced from 4 exons. NCBI's taxonomy places the organism in Eukaryota, Viridiplantae, Streptophyta, Magnoliopsida, Celastrales, Celastraceae. Bases 32 to 1102 code for a protein of 356 amino acids. The record is from RefSeq and is a predicted model, not a curated record. Gene Ontology annotation, biological process: methylation. Gene Ontology annotation, molecular function: S-adenosylmethionine-dependent methyltransferase activity.